Nicotiana tabacum (common tobacco) is the source of this 468-nucleotide messenger RNA. RefSeq lists its product as uncharacterized. The record is from RefSeq and is a predicted model, not a curated record. Lineage: Eukaryota; Viridiplantae; Streptophyta; Magnoliopsida; Solanales; Solanaceae.
AUGCGUAGUAUUCCGCCUGCUGAAAGGUUAUUUAUAGGAGCGGAUUUUAAUGGUCAUAUUGGGUUUAUUGCAUGCGGCUAUGAUGAGGUGCAUGGUGGUUUUGGUUUUGGGGAUAUGAACGUAGGAGGAACUUCGCUGUUGGAUUUCGCAAGGGAAUUUGAGCUGGUGAUUGCUAACUCUAGUUUUCCAAAUAGGGGGGAGCAUUUGGUUACUUUCCAGAGCACGUUAGCAAAGACUCAUAUUGACUAUCUGCUCCUUAGGAGGUACGAUAGAGGGUUGUGUAAGGAUUGCAAGGUUAUCCCGGGUAAGAGCCUCGCGACGCAGCAUAGGCUUUUGCUGAUGGACGUUGGUAUUAUGAUGAAGAGAAAGAAGAGGACUGCACGAGGUCGACCGAGGAUCAGGUGGGGAGCCUUGACUAAGGAUAAAGCUCAAGAGUUGAAAGGGAGGCUAUUGGUCGUGGGAUCCUAG